Messenger RNA from Theobroma cacao (cacao), 2460 nucleotides. It is a transcript of the gene PPR2, whose product is annotated as Tetratricopeptide repeat (TPR)-like superfamily protein. NCBI's taxonomy places the organism in Eukaryota, Viridiplantae, Streptophyta, Magnoliopsida, Malvales, Malvaceae. The record is from RefSeq and is a predicted model, not a curated record. Gene Ontology annotation, molecular function: protein binding; mRNA binding.
AUACCCGUAAUCCUCGUAUCUGUUAAAAUGCUACAAACACGAAGGAAAGAAUCAAAACGUUGAGAAAAUGGGUAGUCCUAUAUUUCCUGUAAAAGAAAAGAUAAAUGAACAGUCCCAUACUACCAAGCAGUUAAAAGAGGAAAAGAUAUUUUGGCCAACUCAACUCAACUCAACUCAACUGCGAAGAUCGGCUUCACUGGCAACUAGUUGCAUCCUUUUUCCAGGCUUAGCGGCAGGUUUCAUCAAUUCAAAGCUGAUUCAUGUUUUUUUCCCCUAAUAAUUAGAUUCCGGUCCUCAGCUCUCUCUCCGUGUCUCAAAAUAUCAGUCAUCCCCAGCCCCUGGUGAUAAGUGAUAAAGCAUGGCACCAUCAAUGUCAAUGCCCCUUUCCUUCUCUUCUUCUCUGCUUUCCUCUCCUCUCCCACGCCCACGUCCAGAAUCCGACUCCAAGAACAAGAGCAAGCCCAAUCCUCCGCUUUUUCCAUGUGCAGUCGCUGCUGUUCCGUCUUCUGUUUCUGACAAGAAGAGGCAGAGGCACUGGAAGGAAGGAGAAUACCCUGGCCUAUCAGUAUCACACACUUUUACGCCUGGGUCUUCCAAGAAAACCCCCCUCAAGAAUCUCAAGAAGAAACUCGACCGCAAGAACAACGCCAAAGCCUGGGUCUGCACCGUCACGGAAACCUUGUCCGACUGCAUCCUCAAGAAGCAGUGGCUUCAAGCUCUCCAGGUGUUUGAGAUGCUAAGAGAUCAACCCUUUUACCAACCAAAAGAAGGCACCUAUAUGAAACUACUUGUUCUUCUUGGAAAAUCCGGACAACCCCACCGUGCCCGUCAGCUUUUUCACGAUAUGGUUCAAGAAGGAUGUGAACCUACUCCCGAGCUUUUCACAGCAUUACUCGCAGCUUAUUGUCGAAACAAUCUCAUUGACGAUGCCUUUGCAACUCUUAACCAAAUGAAAACCCUCCCUUGUUGCCAGCCUGAUGUUUUUACGUACAGUACCUUAAUUAAGGCUUGUGUUGAUGCCUCGCGGUUUGACUUAGUUGAAUCACUGUAUGGGGAAAUGGAGGAGCGGUUGAUAACUCCAAAUACAGUUACCCAGAACAUAGUGUUAAGUGGAUAUGGCAAGGCGGGGAAAUUUGAGCAGAUGGAGAAAGUGCUAUCUGGCAUGUUGGAGAGCUCUGCAAGCAAACCUGAUGUAUGGACAAUGAACAUCAUCCUCAGUGUGUUUGGUAACAAAGGUCAGAUUGAUAUGAUGGAGAGAUGGUAUGAGAAAUUCCGUAAUUUUGGAAUUGAGCCAGAAACACGCACUUUCAAUAUCUUGAUUGGUGCUUAUGGGAAGAAAAGAAUGUAUGAUAAAAUGUCAUCUGUGAUGGAAUACAUGCGUAAGCUUCAAUUUCCGUGGACAACCUCUACUUACAACAAUGUCAUUGAGGCAUUUGCUGAUGUGGGGGACGCAAAACACAUGGAAUACACAUUUGAUCAAAUGCGGGCUGAAGGGAUGAAAGCAGACACCAAGACCUUUUGCUGCCUUAUCAAUGGAUAUGCCAAUGCUGGUCUCUUUCAUAAAGUUAUUAGCAGCGUACAGUUGGCAGCCAAGCUUGAGAUACCUGAAAAUACCUCAUUUUAUAAUGCUGUGUUAUCUGCAUGUGCAAAGGCAGAGGAUUUAAUGGAGAUGGAGGGAGUUUUUAAACGGAUGAAAGAUAAGCAAUGCCAACCAAAUUCAAUGACCUUCUCCAUCAUGGUGGAGGCAUAUAGAAAGGAAGGUAUGAAUGACAAGAUCUAUGAUUUGGAGCAACUAAAACAGGAGUUUCUUAAUAAUGGUUCUCUACCUGAGUAGUCCACUGUAAGGAAACCAAUAACAGUGCAACUGCUUCUGCUGUAUUUCUCCCAUGACUAAAUCGGAGAAGCAUGACUUUUUCUUUAACGUGACUGUGGUCUUCCUGAAUUGAGUCACUAAUUGAUCAGCUUCUGCAUUGGCCUUGUACAAUGGGUGGCUGAUUACUGCUUCUCCUCUUAGAUCUUUUGUGACGGAAACCUUUUGGGGUUCAUCGAUGUUUUGAUGGAAGCCGUGUGGGCAUCUGUAUUUUUAUGUACAAAGUUGUCAUAAUUAGAGGUAACCGUUGGCCAUCUACACCGUGGGGGUAGUUCAGUUCCUUGCAAAUGCCAGGGUUGACUUUUGCUAAACCGCAAAGAUGUAAUGUUCCUUGUUUUUGUUGACUGCCAUGUGGUGGGGAAAGAAUCUGGUCUUUUAAAUAUAGCACAUUAGAUUAGACACAAUUCUCUUUACGGGUUUGAGUCAGCUAUUGUAUUCCUUCUCCAGUUUGCCAGUUUGUCCGAAUAUCUUCUGAAUAGUACCAUAUUCUUUGAAUUGCCAGAAUAGAUGUCCUGUAACUAUUGUUAAAAUACUAUCUAAUGAUAAUGUCUCUGGGACGGACUUGAGGCUGCCUUUGGCCUUUGGUAUUC